This is a messenger RNA of Stegastes partitus (bicolor damselfish), 2167 nucleotides long. It is a transcript of the gene egfl6, whose product is annotated as EGF-like-domain, multiple 6. Gene Ontology annotation, molecular function: calcium ion binding. Lineage: Eukaryota; Metazoa; Chordata; Actinopteri; Pomacentridae. Gene Ontology annotation, cellular component: membrane. The coding region runs from base 38 to 1657 and encodes 539 amino acids. The transcript is spliced from 13 exons. The record is from RefSeq and is a predicted model, not a curated record.
GGGAAACAAAGCACAACGGCUGCUCGCAGUGACAGACAUGCAGCCCUUUACUUUGGUCGGCGGGCUUUUUCUCCUGCUCCACAUCUCCUCUGGCAGCGCAGAAACCCAUAGGCACUACCGACAAGUCCUUACUGGAAACCAACCAGGUGUGUGUCGCUAUGGCAGGAGACUGGAGUGUUGCUAUGGCUGGAAGAAAAACAGUAAAGGGCAGUGUGAGGCUCAGUGUGAGCACGGAUGCAAGCAUGGAGAGUGCGUCGGGCCCAACAAAUGCAAGUGUUUCCCAGGAUACACCGGAAAGACAUGUAAUCAAGAUCUGAAUGAGUGUGGCCUGAAGCCUCGUCCCUGUGAGCAUCGCUGCAUGAACACCUACGGAAGUUACAAGUGCUACUGUCUCAAUGGAUACACCGUAAUGCACGAUGGAUCCUGUGCCAAUUCCAGGACAUGCUCUCUCGCUCACUGUCAGUAUGGUUGCGAGGAAGUACAGGGGGAGAUCCGCUGCCUCUGCCCAUCUGCAGGCCUGCAACUGGGGCAAGAUGAGAGAACUUGUGUAGAUAUUGACGAAUGUGUAACUGGAAAGAGCCUCUGUCCCUACAACAGGCAAUGUGUGAACACCUUUGGCAGCUAUUACUGCAAGUGCCAGGACGGCUACGACCUGAAAUAUGUCGACGGCAAAUAUGACUGUGUAGACCUUGAUGAGUGUGCAGCCGGCACCCACAAGUGCAGCCACCACGCUGUCUGUCUGAACACUCAAGGAUCCUACAAGUGCAGGUGCAAGUCUGGCUUCAGAGGCAAUGGCUUUGAAUGCUCUGUCAAGCCAUUUUAUCAGAAGUCGUGGGAUGGAGACAAAGGCAGUGCAGACGAUUCCCUCAAUGCCAUCCCAGACUCCCAAGUGAAGCCCGAGAUUCUGGGAGGUAAGCUGAGCAAUGAGGACAUCAAAAAUGUAAUCCCUGAACCAGUCGCAACACCGCCUCCCAAGGUCCGCCAGCAGCCUUUUGACUAUGAAGGAGAGGUCUAUGUUGGCACCCAGAACGAGGCAGGACCGGAGGAGGAAUUUCCAGAGGAAGACGAGGAGGAAGAGGAAGACAAUCAGCUCAAUCCAAGAGGAGAUGUUUUCAUAUCAGAAGAGUUUGAGUCGGUGUUCGGCCCAACCACAGAAGUCAAAGAAAUCCAAAUAACACCGGUUCAGGAAGAGUAUAUCAUGGAUUGCAACUUUGAUCAGGGAGCCUGUGAAUGGGUCCAAGACAAGGCUGAUGACAUUGACUGGAGCGUAGCAUACCAUGAUAUUGGUGCCGAGUACUACAUGGCCUUGAGUGGGCUCCUGGGGGACCAAGAGGACGUGGCCAAGCUGAAGUUGCUUCUCAGCGAUCGGGCUCAGCAGGGCAGCUUCUGCCUCACUUUUGAUUACCGAGUGGUGGGCCACAAUGUGGGAACACUCAGGGUGCUGCUGGACAACAAUGUUUAUCCAGUGUGGGAGCAGAGCCAGAGCAGAGACCAGGGAUGGCAGACAGAGCUCCUCACCGUGGCCUGGAGAGAGAAGGCCCCAGAGUCUAUUAUCUUUGAAGCACAGCGUGGGAAAGGCCUUGGAGGCGAGAUAGGGCUGGACAAUGUCGUGCUGACCUCAGGGCCCUGUCAAGAGGACGACACUCCAGUUUUUUAAGAAUCUCCAUCUCAGAUUACCAAUUCUGCCCUAAAUGACAACAUGUCAAGGAUUCCUGCCCGUAUCGUGGAGUUUCUCAGUGUUCUCUCAUCGCACAGAUACACUUUUUAAAGGGAAGAAUAUGAACAAUCAGUGCAUGCAAGUUUACUUACUCACAAUGCUGCUACAUCAAGACAUCCAGCUACAUUCUUUAUUGUGAUUUUCAAAAUAGUAGCUAAUGGUACAGAUAACUCCGAACUCAGGAAUAGGUGGAACUUUGUUAGUUUGGUUUAACAGUUUGUGCUUAGUCCUUUGUUGUGUAUGUGACAGUGCAUUGCUGAAGUGAACUAAAAAUAAUCUGACAUGUAAUGUGAAAUCUUAGGUGAAUUAUAUCUGAAAUCCUUGAUAAAUAACUUUUUUUUUUGAAGGCUGUUUAGUUUGAAUGAUAAAAAAAACAGUAUCCAUGCAUAAAAGCUGUAAUAUUUGCUUUCAAAUCAUACUGUAUUCUUACAUUAAAUGUUUUUUUUUCUA